AUGCAUUUCUCUAAAAAAUGCUCGGUGUUUAAAGUGGUGCUAAGUGCCCUGCUGAUUGUAGCUCUGUUGCAGCUAAUCUACCUGUCAUUUCUGUCCAAACUGCACGGUAAACAGCAGCACUAUAGCUACUCCCAGCUGUUCGGCUCCAAGCGCACUGCGCAUGCGCAAGAGAAGAACUCUAAAAAGGAGCGUCUAAGGUACUCUUUAUCCAGCGGCGGGAUUUUUGACAGCAGUGGUCAGUACCGUAUUUACAAAAACCUUAUCAAGAGUGACUAUUCCGCAAAUCAGAAGUUGGGUGCAGAUCAGAGAUCUCAUCACUUGGCUUUGGUUACACAUACAACUAUCAACAACCUGCACCACCUGGAUUCUCUGCUUGAACGCUGGCAACAUUCCCUCUCAGUUGCCAUCUUCGCUCAUGGCCAGGAUGUCAAGUUUGCCACUGCCCUUGUCUACGCCCUCAGCAUGUUCUGUCCACGUGUCCAAGCCUUGGUGGACUUCCACCUGGUGUGCCACUCGGAGGACAUGGCCAGCUUCCCAGACCAAGACAGAGAGCACUUUGCUGGACUUGAAGAAGACGGCUGUCCCGGUGUCUUUGCAAAGCUCGAAUCAUACCGAGACAAGUACAAGAACUAUGCAAUGGGAAGCAACAUCUCCUACCCCAACAACCUCCUCCGUAACGUGGCACGGACUGCCACAGAUGCUGCCUACAUACUUGUCCUUGAUAUCGACAUGCUGCCCAGUGCAGACCUCCAUCACCAGUUCGUCACGAUGCUUAUGAAGCGUGAACCAGCCCUGGAUGAGGUUCUCGUCCUACCUGCUUUUGAAAUAAGGCACACACGCAAAAUACCCGCUUCUAAAUCAGAACUGGCACAACUUUACCUGGUGGGUGAGGUCAGGCCCUUCUACGAGGAACUGUGCCCACGAUGCCAAGCUCCUACCAACUUCUCAAAGUGGAUAAAUAUGGCCGUUAAGACAUCAGGGCUGCUGGAGGUGGCGUAUACACUGAACUGGGUCGACCCAUGGGAGCCCUUUUACAUUGGGCCCAAAUCAGUGCCACUGUUUGAUGAGAGCUUCAAGCAGUAUGGCUUCAACCGCAUCAGUCAAGCAUGUGAGCUUCACAUAGCAGGGUUCAGGUUUUCUGUGGUGAAUAAUGCCUUCGUGGUGCACCGCGGCUUUAAGGUGCACGGUGAGUUUCACAACCGCAAGGACGAGGAGAACCGCAAGAACCGGAUGCUCUUCCGUAAGUUUAAAGAUGGUCUGAAGAUCAAGUAUCCCAACUCACCACGCCGCUGCUGAGGGUGGAAAAUGUCCUGCUAAGCACUGCACGUAUCCAGUUUAAAACAUUGAUGCUCGCCUACAAAGCCAAAAAUGGACCAGCCCCAAGCUACCUUCGUGGUCUA
Messenger RNA from Trichomycterus rosablanca, 1400 nucleotides. RefSeq names its product beta-1,4-glucuronyltransferase 1 (gene b4gat1). The coding region runs from base 1 to 1296 and encodes 431 amino acids. The record is from RefSeq and is a predicted model, not a curated record. Gene Ontology annotation, molecular function: glucuronosyltransferase activity. The transcript is spliced from 3 exons. Gene Ontology annotation, cellular component: Golgi apparatus. Lineage: Eukaryota; Metazoa; Chordata; Actinopteri; Siluriformes; Trichomycteridae. Gene Ontology annotation, biological process: protein O-linked glycosylation via mannose.